UGGCGACCGCCAGUGCAAAACGUGCGGUGUACACGGGCUGCACAAUUGACUGUUAAAUUCACUUUAAAGUGUUUGAAUAAUUUACACGGUUACAUUUUUACGCUCGGUGGAAGUAAUAAAUCGAGAUAGGGGAAUAAUUUACUUGGGUUACACUUGCAGGUAACACCGGCGGCGUCUCUAGUCGGAGCAAUUAUUAUAUUUCUUCUUGAGUUCUUUAAUCUUUUUCUGUUUCUCGAGUUCUGCUACAACCAUGGCUGUUUCGAGUUUAUUUGUCCGAAAUUUACCGGUUUCGGCCACCAACGAACGUUUGGAAGAAGUCUUUUCGGAACUCGGACCCUUAAAGAAGUGCUUUGUUGUGAAAGAAAAGGGAACGGACAGGUGCCGAGGGUUCGGCUACGUCGCCUUCUCCAUGGAGGAGGACUCGCGGAAGGCUUUGAAAGAGACGAUAAAAUACGACGGCCGCAAACUGUCCGUGACCGCGGCCAAGAAGAAAGCGUACGACAAGAAGAAGGAAGCUACAGAGGAACCAACUCCAAAAGAGCAAAAAACCAAAGAACUGAAAAACAAGAAUAAGAAAGCAAGGCUGAUCAUAAGAAACCUUAGCUUUAAGUGUUCUGAAGAGGACCUCCAGCAGGUCUUCUCCAAGUUCGGCACCGUCCUCGAAGUGAACGUUCCUCUGAAACCAGAUGGGAAGAAGCGUGGAUUUGCUUUCGUCCAGUUCAAGAACAUCCUGGAGGCAGGAAAAGCACUGAGCGCCACAAACAUGAAAGAGAUAAAAGGGAGGCAGGUGGCUGUGGACUGGGCUGUUGCCAAGGACAAGUUUGUCUCCACAGUGAAGGCCUCCCCAGGCUCCGCUGGAGAGGAGGCGCAGAUUGAGGAGACCCCACCAAGGAGCAAGCCUGGUGCCAAAUCUACUGCCGAGGAUGUCGAGACAGAUAGUGAAGGAGAGGAUGAAGAGGAGGGGGAUGACUCUGAAGAGGAAGAUGAAGCAGACUCUGAUAACAGUGAUGCUGGAUCUGAUGAUGAUGACGACGAAGAUGAAGAUGAAGGCGAUGACAGCAGCGAAGAUGAUGGACAUCCACCUAAAAAGAAUCCACAACCUUCUGAUGUUCGUGAAGGGAAGACCAUCUUCAUUCGCAAUCUGUCCUUUGACACCGAAGAGGAGACCCUAGAAGAAGCUCUGCUCAAGUUUGGAGAGCUGAAGUACAUCCGAAUUGUGCUUCAUCCAGACACAGAACACUCGAAAGGUUGUGCUUUCGCUCAGUUUAAGACAAAGGAAGCGGCCGAAAGGUGCAUCGCUGCCUCUCUGGACGAAUCGGAGAAUGGGGGCCUAAGGGUGGAUGGGCGCAAGCUGAAUGUUGUUCUUGCUGUGAGUCGGGAGGACGCCGCCAAGCUGAAGGAGAAGAAGGUGAAGACGCACACGGGGACCCGGAACCUGUACCUGGCCAGAGAGGGCUUGAUUCGCGCCGGGACCAAAGCGGCCGAGGGUGUGCCGGCUGCGGAUAUGGCGAAGAGAGAACGGUUUGAAGAAUUGAAGCGGUUGAAACUGCGAGACAUCAACGUCUUUGUAUCCAAGACGAGGCUGUGCGUCCACAACCUACCCAAGUCGGUGGACACAAAGCAGCUGCGGGUGUUGUGCUUGAAGGCAGCGGGCGGAGGCCGUGAUGCGAGGGUUGUGGAGUGCCGCAUCAUGUAUGACCGGAAGCCCCAGGGCAAGAAAGUGAUGGGCCGCUCACUGGGCUUUGCAUUUGUGCAGUUCCAGGAGCACGAGCAUGCCCUUGCUGCCCUGCGCUACCUCAACAACAACCCUUCUGUGUUUGGGCCCAACAAGAGACCCAUUGUAGAAUUCUCUCUGGAGGACAGCACAAAGCUGAAGAUCAAAGAAAUGCGAAGGCAGAAAAAUAAGCAUCACAGUAAGCAGGCACAACAGGAAAAGCAGCAGAAGCUCCACAAACCUGCCCCUGACCCAGAGGAGACAGACAUCAAGCAGUUCUCGGGAUUUAGGACAACAGCAGAGGUGGAGGAAGUUGAACUGCCUGAUGGGAAGAAGCGGAAAAAGGUCCUGCACUUGCCUUCACACAGAGGUCCUAAGAUCAGAAAGAGAGAUAAAGGGAAGCACGUGGCAGUCCAGCCAAAGAAAGUGAGCAAGCGGCCAACCAGGAAGGAGAUGACGUACUUACACCACAUGGAGAAGCAGACGCAGCCCAAGGGUCAGGUGAAAAAGAAAAGGCUCAGGAACAAAGACGAAGACAAGUUUGAUAACCUGGUGGAACAAUACAAGAAAAAGAUCCUGGGUGACUCUGGGAAGGCCAAGGUGUCAAAGAUGUUGAAGAAGAAGAAAUGGUUCUGCAGCUGAAGAUCUUCCUGUAUACCCCAACAGCAUCCUUGUCUUUUGCAGAUGUUUAUAAGCGAAGGUCUGCCUGUAAUUUUCUAGACUUUUUAUGCGGACACACUUUAUAA
This is a messenger RNA of Scleropages formosus (Asian bonytongue), 2460 nucleotides long. RefSeq names its product RNA binding motif protein 28 (gene rbm28). Gene Ontology annotation, cellular component: nucleolus. The transcript has 19 exons. The record is from RefSeq and is a predicted model, not a curated record. Bases 251 to 2356 code for a protein of 701 amino acids. Gene Ontology annotation, molecular function: mRNA binding. NCBI's taxonomy places the organism in Eukaryota, Metazoa, Chordata, Actinopteri, Osteoglossiformes, Osteoglossidae.